Molecule: messenger RNA, 1078 nt
Organism: Quercus lobata
Lineage: Eukaryota; Viridiplantae; Streptophyta; Magnoliopsida; Fagales; Fagaceae
Product: zinc transporter 2-like
Exons: 2
Coding region: 1-1005 (334 amino acids)
Biological process (GO): zinc ion transmembrane transport
Cellular component (GO): membrane
Molecular function (GO): zinc ion transmembrane transporter activity
Source: RefSeq, a predicted model, not a curated record
AUGGCUUCCAUUUCUUCCUUGAAAACCCUGAAGUCAACCACUUUGCUUUUCUGUCUCCUAGUCAUCCAAUUAUCCCUUAUCAAAGGUCACGAUGGCAAUGAUCAGAGCAGCAGCGAUCAAGUAAAUUUGCACUCAAAGCACUUGAUUCUUGUUAAAGUAUGGUGCUUGAUAAUCCUACUAGUAAGCACUUUUGCAUUUGGGGUCUCUCCCUACUUUUUCCGAUGGAACGAAAGCUUUCUUCUCUUGGGAACGCAAUUUGCUGGUGGGCUUUUCCUGGCAACCUCUCUGAUCCAUUUCUUGAGUGAUUCAGCUGGGACCUUUGCAAGCCUCACGACCAAAACAUACCCUUUUGCAUUCAUGUUAGCAUCGGCAGGUUAUGUUCUCACCAUGCUUGCUGAUUUCAUAGUGGCUCAUGUUACAAGUGGUGGCACAAGAGAUGCUAGAGUUCGAGUUUUGGAAGAAGGAAGGACACCUGAGGAGCAACCUAGAGAGGUGCAUGUUGAUGUCAACCCAGAGUUCUUGAAGACAACCUCUUUUGGAGAUGCCUUACUACUCAUCCUCGCCUUGUGUUUUCAUUCAGUAUUUGAGGGUAUUGCUGUGGGUGUUUCAGCUACUGAGGCUGAUGCAUGGAAGAAUCUGUGGACAAUAUCCUUGCACAAAGUCUUUGCAGCCAUUUCAAUGGGGAUAGCAUUGCUCAGGAUGCUACCAAAGAGGCCAUUUCUGUCAACUGCGGCUUAUUCGUUUGCUUUUGCUAUAUCUAGCCCUGUUGGAGUUGGGAUUGGCAUUGCUAUUGAUGCCACAACUCAAGGACAAACAGCUAAUUGGAUCUAUGCUAUCUCAACGGGCCUUGCUUGUGGGGUUUUCGUCUAUGUUGCCAUUAACCAUCUUAUGGCAAAGGGCUACACACCCCAAUCUGAAUGUUAUUUUGACACCCCAUUCUACAAAUUUCUUGCUGUGCUUCUUGGAGUGACCGUUCUAGCCAUUGUGAUGAUCUGGGAUUCAUAAAACAUCUACUAUAUUGGGUUUCCUUAAGUGUGUGAUAAUAAUUUAUGUAAUUUCUUUGGCUUUAUUGGCUAUA